This is a messenger RNA of Cylicocyclus nassatus, 6104 nucleotides long. NCBI's taxonomy places the organism in Eukaryota, Metazoa, Nematoda, Chromadorea, Rhabditida, Strongylidae. The record is from the annotation of a GenBank genome assembly.
AUGAGAUCGAAGAAGCGACCAGCCAAAAUGCGCUCUUUGGGAGAUGAUGCCGAUUGUAUCUCCGAGACGACUUCCAGAGUUGUUUCAAAUCCAACGCAGCAGAACGCAGAAAACGCAAGCGGCGCAGGCGUCCCAGUCGGCUACAGUCACACUAAAUCUGUGAAAAGAAGAUUAUUUCCAGCGAAGAAUGAAAAGCCCGGGUCAUCAGAGUCAACCGCAAAACGCAAAAAGGAUGAGAAUGUCAAAGAACCCGCUUUAGGCGUCGUCGAACCAGAUUUAAAACCUAAUCGCAAAAUUGGAGUGUCACAAGCAGACAUAUCGUCGAAGCUUUGUUCGAAAUGCUCCAUGGAGUUGCUCACAAGCAAGCAGUCGGCUGUUAAACAUACACUUGUUAUGCAGCAAAACAAGCUGAAGGAGGAUUGGCGGCUACACUCGAUUGAACGAUGCCAGUCUGGCAGUGCGAAAUCGGAAGAUCCGACGAAAAAGAAGAGGGGUAUGGAUACCAAAGAUCUCAAAGGUUUUUUGUACGGCUGGUUGGGAAAGCAGAAGAUUGGUGCACCCCAGUACACUGUCAAUCCCGUAACUCGCGGAGGAACACAACGCUUCAGGUGUGAGCUUCGCGUCCCCGGUCACUCUUACGUCGGACUUGGGAACUCGCUUAAUAAAAAGGAUGCAGCUACCAAUGCAGCCAUGGACUUUUGUAAUUAUCUCGUUCGCCAAGGGCUGCUGAAAGCUUCGGAUGUCCCCGCUCUAGAGGCUUCUUCACUGGAAGCAACGACCGCAACCCCAGGUACAGGUACCGAUUUUGGUGCCGACCGAGGCUCAUUCUUCAAAAACGAUGCAGCAAAUGGAAGUGGCAGCGCGGAACAGCAGCUUGGGGGAAACACGGUUCCGUGGAGCAGGGCUCCACCAACUGCUCAUGAUGCUUACGUGACGCAGAAAGCUGAAGAAAUUGCCCAGUCAGAAUCUGUCGAUCUGAAAGCCGAAAUUCACGGUGGAUGGACGAUGGACAAUAGCAAACAGGCACUCAAUGAGUUUCUGCAAAAGAUGCGUCAACCAAGCAUUGCCUACAAUACACAUCUCAGAGAAGCGAAUAAUUGCAGAACCUAUGUCGCCGAAGCGUCCGUAUUCGUGCCUCAGCUCCGUAGACAAAUUUCUGGAAGAGGGCAGGGGUCAUCAAAGAAAGUUGCUGAGUCGAUCUGUUCGAUGGGCAUUGUUCGGCAGCUAUUCCAUCUUGGGAUUCUCGCUGAGUUCAAGGGUGAACGAAAGAAGACUACAGCUGCAACACUUCCCGAAAUUCCCAUCAAUGUUCCCGACCACUUAGCUGAACGAGUGAAGGCUUUUGUGACAAGUUCUGGAGUCCAGCCAAUCACCCUUAAACCAGAGGAAAAGCCGACACCAGAAUUGCCUAAAUCCAUUCUUACCAACAUCAAGCUUGACGAAUUCCCCGAGUCUCAAGUAAUGCCAGCUGGAAACAUUUCUUGGGCACCCCCAAUGCAGAACUGGAACGCGUGGCGCGCUAGCAAUAUCGAUGAACCGCCACUGGCUUUUAUGUCCUUGCCCGAGAUUAGUGCAAAGUUGAAACAAAUGGAGGAAGCAAAACCGAGAAACUCUGUAAUGUCUAAAACUCGUGAUGAUUUGCCGGUUUCGCAGUUCAAAGACGAAAUUCUGCGCGUUGUGCGAGAAAAUCCUGUGACGCUGAUCAAAGGUGAAACUGGUUGCGGAAAGAGUACCCAGGUUGUGCAAUAUCUGCACGAAUCGUAUGUACGCUCGAAUCGAGGCGCAGAGUUCAACGCGUUUGUCUCUCAACCACGUCGCAUAUCAGCAAUCUCGCUUGCUGAAAGAGUUGCCGCUGAAAUGGGAGAAGAACUAGGAGAAUCAGUUGGUUAUGGUGUUAGAUUUGAUGGAGUUUCGCCUCGGCCCUAUGGAGCUAUCUUGUUUUGCACUGUUGGAGUGCUUCUGAGGAAAAUGGAAAGCGGGCUCCGCGGCAUUUCCCACAUAAUUAUUGACGAAAUUCAUGAAAGAGAUGUGAACACUGAUUUUAUCCUGAUAGUGCUGCGAGAAAUGCUGCGUGAGUAUCGCGAUCUUCGCGUAAUCUUGAUGUCUGCUACCAUCGACACCAAAAUGUUCAUCGACUUCUUUGGUGGCUGCCCAGUCAUAGAAAUGCAUGGUCGUACUUUCCCAGUGCAGCAUUUCUUCCUCGAGGACGUCAUCGAAAUGCUCAAGUAUAUGCCACCUGCAUUGGAAAAGAAGAAGAAGGAAGAUGCUGAUUUGGAAAUAGACGAGAAGGAGAGGAACUUAAAUAUCCUAACUGGUGAUGUAAAUCCAAAUCUGCAAAAGGCUAUGGCUAACAUUAGUGAGAAGGAAAUUCCCUUAGGGGUCAUCGAGGCUAUCUUGAUGGAUAUCGCUACGAGAGGAGAGCCUGGAGCUGUGCUGGUGUUUUUACCUGGUUGGAACGAAAUCAUGCUUGUCAUGAACUUUUUGACUUGUCACGCGGAGUUCUCGAAGUCAUCCAAAUACAUAAUCUUGCCACUUCAUUCUCAGUUAACUGGAGGUGAACAGCGCAAGGUUUUUGAUCAUUAUGGAGAUGAAAUGCGAAAGAUCAUCCUGGCCACAAAUAUCGCGGAGACAAGUAUCACCAUCGACGACGUCGUCUUUGUGAUUGAUUCAUGCAAAGCAAAGGAAAGAAUGUACACUUCCAACAAUAACAUGGUGCAUUUUGCCACUGUGUGGGCUUCUCGCACUAAUUUAGCUCAAAGGCGUGGUCGCGCUGGUCGUGUACGAGCAGGCUUUGCAUUCCAUCUAUGCAGUAAAGCUCGUUAUGAUGCACUUGACGAACAUCGUACUGCUGAAAUCCUUCGUACGCCGCUGCACGAAAUAGCGCUCACCAUCAAAUUGCUGAGGCUAGGUAGUGUCGGUGACUUUUUGGGUAAAGCACUGGAACCUCCUCCUUAUGAUAUGGUCGUGGAAAGUGAGGCUGUACUGCAAAACAUGGGAGCUCUUGACAAACAUCUGGAGCUAACAGAUCUUGGUCGCAUCCUUGCACGUUUACCUAUCGAACCAAUCCUCGGUAAAACAAUUGUGCUGGGUGUUUGCCUUGGUGUUGGAACACUUAUGUGCGAGAUUGCUGCAGCAUCUUCUUUCUCAACUCCGUUUGUCCCCCGCGAAAGGACGCAUACUCGUUUGAACUCAGCCCAGCGUUCUUACGCUGGCAACCGCUGGUCGGAUCAUAUCGCUUUGAUUGCUGUGAACCAAGCAUUUCAACAUGCAACCGAGAUGGGUACAAAUGCGGAACUAUCCCUGUGCAACCGGGUGUCCCUGAGCCAAACAAUUCUGAAAAUGAGCGCAGGAGCUAAGUAUCAGUUGAUUGAUGUUCUCACCAAUCAGUGCGGGUUUGCCGGCGAGUUAUUCAUGGAUGGUUCAUCCGCACCGGAAUGUGACUACGAUCUCUUACUAUCUCUUCUGAUCACCGCUUAUUAUCCAAAUAUCUGCUACUAUAGAGGGAAAAGAAAGGUGUAUACUCUGGAACAAGCGUCUGCGCUCAUCAGCAAGACAUCUGUUCUGACUCCAUUCCAAGGCGACAAUUUUGAGUUACCGUCACCUUUGAUUGUUUUCUCAGAAAAGCUUCGCACAAGAGUGAUCUCUUGUAAGCAGUUGUCUGUUAUUUCUGGAAUACAAUUGCUCAUGUUCGGUUGUAGAAAAGUUGAGUGUGUGGGAGAAGAUCUGAUCAGACUGGACGACAUGAUUACACUGAAAAUGAAUGUAGAAGUGGCAGCAUCUAUAGUGGCACUACGUCCUUGCAUCGAAGCCAUGCUUGUUAGAAGUUGCAUAAAUCCCGAGUCCCUCAUGACGGCCACCGAACAAGAUCGCGAACUUUGCACAAUCUUACGGGAGCUCUCAUCACCUGAGUUCUUUGCUGGUGGUGGGCCAAUGAAAGAUGCGUUGUUGACGGAUGCAGCUCUGGUUCAACCUAUCACUGCUGGAAGAGGGCGCGGUGGACCACGAUCAGGCCCUCGCGUUGAUCGUGGAGGACCUAGAGGUCGUGGAUGGAGAGGAGGUUCAUUUGGAGGACCGGGACCAAACGGAGGACCUGAUCGUGGCAACUUUGGCGGUCCAACUCCACUAUUCCAGGGUAGCCUCAUAAAAGCAGAGAUUGAUGAUGGUGGCUAUAACGGGUCUUCAAGCGAAAUGGAUUAUUCAGCAGGUGAUCGAGGUGACAAUGGCUGGCGUGGUGGUCGCGGUAAUCGCAGAGGAGGUGAUGGCUGGAGAGGAGCUGGAGCUCCAUGGCGAGGUUCCAACGGUUUCGAUCGAAGAGGAGGAGGAAGAGGUCAAUGGAAUGGUGGUGGUGGUGGCGGUCCCAUGAGAAAUUCUGGCUGGAGGGGUAAUAGGGAAGGUCGUGGUGGUUACGGUGGCGGAGGUAACGGUGAAAAUAUGUGUGCCGCAGAGAAGGAGAAGCCAUCGGCGCCGAAAGGCACAAAGGUAGUGUUACGAAGGCUCCCCCGUGACAUGACAGAAGCUGAGCUAAUGUCGAAAUUGGGGCAGAUUCCUCCUUCUAUCUACACGUACUUUGUACCAGCUGAUAAAGACAUGGAACCAUACGCGUUUUCUCGGUGUUACUUCACAUUUGUCAAGAAUUCUGAAGUGCUAGAAUUUAGUCGCAAAUGGAAUGGGUACCGAUUUACGGACUCCAAUGGCAACCACUCUAUAGCUAUGGUGGAGUUGACAGCAAAUGAUCGUAUUCCACGUAAGCCAAGAAGUGAUGUUGCUAAAGACCCAAAGUGUGGCACCAUAGAAAAUGAAGUCGAAUACAAGCAGUUUAUGCAUGAUUUGGAAGUGGAAUACGAAAUGGCGAGACUAUCACUUGAUGAGCAGUUGCUGCAUGCACAACAGCUCAGAUUGGAUGCUAAAGCAUCUGCUGUACAACCCACACCACUGACCCAGUACAUAAUUAAGGAAAUGGAAGCAAAAGCACUCCGUAAAGCGGAAAGACGUCGCGCAGGUCGAUCUGGCUUUGAUCGCUAUGAGGCUUCGAAUGCUGAGAGGAAAGGAGGUGUCCUUGAAAUCAAAAAUAGUUCACGUGGAUGGGGUCCUAGAUCUUCGCGGACAAGCGCUUUGGAUGAGAAGGGAAGAGGGGAGAGUGGUAGCAAGGAUACAGCAAAAGAUAAAGAAGCUAAAGACGAGGAGGAUCCUGCAGAUCAUUUGGCGAGACUAUUUGCGAAUGCUAAGAAAGUACCAGCUAAUGAAAUUAGAGAGAAAAAGGCACCUCCUGGAAAGUUCGACAAGCAGUCAUUGAGGCUGAGAAAAGAGCGUGUGAAAGCCAAACCAGAAAUUACAGGGGAUAAAGAGGAGGGAGGUGAAAAAGCAGAGGUGCAAAAGGGUCGUGAUGAUAGCGAAGUGAAGGGGACUAUGGGUCUUGAUGCCCCGUUGAAAAAGAUACCGCCACCAAAACGUGAUCCCGCCGAGAGACAGAGAAGGAGAGAAGGUCAAGCAUCUCGUCCGAUCAAAAAGCCAUCGGAGAGAUUACUGGCAGCACUAGGCGCAGCAACAGCAUCAAGCCGAAGUGGGACGGCCACAUCUUCGGCUGACUUCAAAUCAAAAAAGUAUUCGGAGAGAAAUAAACGUAAAGAUGAUGAGAAAUCCAGCAAGGAAGUGAAAGAACCAGCUUCUCCUACGAGCGCUAGCUGAGUGAGGUAUUCGGUCAGUGGAAGGGGAUGCGAAGACUGGAGCGUUGUCCAUUGUCUAGAAAGUCUUGCUUUUGAGCAGGCUGUAUAAGUUGCCUGGGGUUGGAUAUCCUUUUGGUCGACUUGGAUUUUUUUUUUGCUCGUUCAACCUUAUCAAGUAAUUUCUCAAUAUAUAAUGAGAACUUUUGGUCACAAACCUUGGCAUACGCAAUCCUAGGAUUUGUAAUUCUUGUUAUUUGUGCAGAAUUGUUGCUCAUGAUAGUCCUGGUUUGGUUUCUUCUAUGGAUGCGGAGGGUUUGCUGUGAUAAGUAUUGUGAUAUCUCGUCUUUGUUUGCCUGAUUAUAAAAAGAGCUGUGUUUGUUGAAGUACAUUGUAGGAGAUGUGAGUAAUGAACCGUUAAAUUGUGAUUGAUCCAAUUUCCUG